Molecule: messenger RNA, 6810 nt
Organism: Anopheles bellator
Lineage: Eukaryota; Metazoa; Arthropoda; Insecta; Diptera; Culicidae
Product: adenomatous polyposis coli protein-like
Exons: 4
Coding region: 1-6369 (2122 amino acids)
Biological process (GO): negative regulation of microtubule depolymerization; Wnt signaling pathway; pattern specification process
Cellular component (GO): beta-catenin destruction complex; catenin complex; cytoplasmic microtubule
Molecular function (GO): gamma-catenin binding; beta-catenin binding; microtubule binding
Source: RefSeq, a predicted model, not a curated record
AUGUCACCGCCAGCACCUUCCUCGCUAGAUGAGCGCGAGCUCGAGAGGUGCAUGGCGGAGCUGGAGAUUCUUGACGACCAGCUGGCCGAUGAGCGACUGUCGCGGAAACCACACUUUCUCGAUUACGACAACAAAUCGCCGGGCGAACUAGAGGACCGGCAAGAGCCAACCCUUGGCGCUUCGUUACCAUCGCCCACAGUGCCGGUCGUGAGCCAGUUCCGAUAUCUUCCAAAUAAUGGCAAAGAGGUGCCCAUGGAUGACCUAGCUCAUCAGAUGAACUCAUCCUGCGAUACUGUACCCGUCGUGUACCCGAAACCAUCGCCUUUCGGUGGCACGUGGCCGAUGAAGGAGCGCGUUCGCUCGGCACGAAACGGGUCUCAGCUGCACCCGGUGGUCGGCUCGGAAGUUGGCCCGAAAAUGGAGUGUGUCUAUUCGCUGCUCGCCAUGCUAGGGUCAACGAACGUGUUGGAGAUGUCGAACAAGUUCCUGGAGCUGUCGCGCAGUGACGAAAAGUGUGCCGCCCUACGGCGGGCCGGGUGUGUACCGAUGCUGGUGCAUAUCAUCCACAACGAUCCGAACGAACAUGCGCGCAAGAAUGCGCGGCUGGCGCUGGUAAAUGUGAUUCGUGCCAACGGUGAGCGAAAUGGUGCACGACGCGAGUUGAAAGUCCUUCGCCUAGUGGACCAUCUCAUCGAUUACGCCGAAAUGCUGAAGGAACAGCAUGCUACUAUGGUGCAGGACGAAUUCAAAACAAAGCAACGGCCAGCAGCCAAUGUACCGGAAGAACAGGAACGGCGACCGAUACAGGCGAUCUGUACCAUGGCAAAGAUAAGCUACGACGAGGAACACCGACGGGCGAUGUGUCAGUUCGGGGCACUGCAAACCAUCGCGUCACUAAUCCAGCUCGACCAUCUCGUACAUGGCACGGCCACGGACGUAUCGCCCAAGUGCAUCGAGCUGCGCCGCUACGCGAGCAUGGUGCUGACGAAUCUAACAUUUGGCCAGGGUAACAACAAGGCACUGCUGUGUGCUAACCGGGAUUUUAUGCAGGCACUCAUCGCACAACUCGCCCGCAUCGAGCUGGUCCAGGUUACCGCCUCCGUUCUGCGCAACUUGUCCUGGCGGGCCGAUACCGUAACCAAGCAAACGCUGGCCGAAAUCGGCACAGUACGCAUCCUAACGGAGGCCGCCAUGCACUGCACAGUGGAGAACACGCUGAAAUCGAUUCUUUCCGCGCUGUGGAACCUGUCCAACCACUGUGCACAUAAUCGGUCGAGAAUCUGUGAGGUCGAGGGAGCGCUAGAGUUUCUGACCGAUUUGCUCACCUACGACGCACCGAGCAAGACGAUGGCUAUCGUAGAGAACGCUGGUGGCAUCCUGCGCAACAUUUCGAACCACAUCGCGCAAUCUGACAGCUACCGGCAAGUGUUGCGGCGAAAAGGCUGUCUGAAGAUUUUGCUUGAUCAGCUGAAAUCGCCCAGUCUGACGGUGGUAAGCAAUGCCUGCGGUACACUCGGCAAUCUUUCCAGUGGCAGCCCUGAGGAUCAACUGUUCUUGAGGGAAAACGGUGCCAUAUCGAUGCUGCGGUCACUCAUUUACAGCAAGCACAACAUCAUCUCGAGCGGUUCUCGGUUGGCGCUGCGAAACUUACAGCACCAGCCGCACCUUCGUGGGCCGUGCCCAGGAACUGUGACCCUGGUGGCUGACGAGAAUGGGGAUCAUUACCACGCGGCCUCGAAAAUGGCGGUGGCAUCGACGGCGGUGCCACUGAACGCGUUCGAAGCCCAGAAAGAAUUGCCCAGUCUAAACGUUCGAAAGCAGCGUGCGAUUGAGCAAGAGCAGCUGGAGAGUGCUUUCUUUGCCAAACCAAAUGCUUCGGUAGAGCGAACGGAAGAGGACGAACUGGAGACGGAUGAUGAUGAUGAAGUGAAAGUGCAGAUGGAGGAUUUAGUGAUGUCGAUGCAGGAGAAGGAGGACGAAGGAGGAGAGGAGCGUGAACUGGUAAAGAGCGAGGUGGAAGGCUUCGAUCAGACGGAAAACGAGAGUGACACGUCCGUACGCUCUCCAGAGCCAGUACCGUCGCAACAGUCGAUCAGCUAUGGACUGCUGGAAGACUUGCAGCAGACUCCUUCGUACGACUACCAGGAGACGGACAUCGAUCAACUAACAGACUACUCAUUGCGCUAUGCAGAAAACCAGUCAGAUUCGGACGAAGGGAACGCAGAACAGGAUGGCGAGCCUGGUGUAGAGGACCGAGUAGAGCACUGUGAAAAACCAUACCAGGCUGACGCGGUGGUCGGCAUGCUCAUACCGGAGGAUUCAGUCAAAUGUUACUAUACCGAGGGUACUCCGCAGAUUAUUUCGAGCGCAACAUCGAUGAGCGAUCUGCGGAUGGUAGCAGCGCCGAGUGUGAAAACGACGGCAGUCCACAAAUCGAAUCCUAUUCCGAUCAGCCAACGAAUGAGCGUGGCCGGUGCUGGUCCUGCGGUUGUUAGUGUCGGCCGUACUGAUGAUCUCGGGAGCAACACGCCUGACAAACCGUAUAACUAUUGCGAAGAAGGAACGCCCGAUUUUAGUCGCGACGAUUCUCUCACUAUCCACGAGCUCGAUGAUGCUGAGAUGGCGACGGAGGUGUUCAAGGAGGACGCUGGGGAACGGGGAGUUGGCAAAGGGACACCGACGGCUCCACCAACCGUUCUCGAUCCUAUAGACUCGAUGCCCACGCCCAGUGUCGGCGCCGCCAACGCUUCCGCCACAGACUCGGCCGCUGUCAAAUCGGUUUCCUUUCUCAACACAGCGGAAGAAACUCCUCUGAUGUUUUCGCGUACCAGUUCGAUGGGUUCACUGUCGAGUGCGGAACCUGUCUGUACCGACGACAAGAGCUCGAUCGUGAGCGAGUUCAGCCGACUAGCGUCGGGCGUAAUUUCACCGUCCGAACUACCAGACUCUCCCACGCAAACGAUCGCCCACUCGCCACAUCGUGCGGCGGGGCUCGGUGAAACGGCGCGAGAAAACAUCCUUGUUUCAAAGCAGUGCGCUGGUGAGGAACAAGCGAAGGAUGAAACAGCGGCUGUAGUGAUGAUGGUUGGUGAGAUACCAGAGUCGGAGAACCCGCACGAAGCUGUACCGAUAUCGAAAGAUACGUUUGCGGAAGCCGUGAAUGUCAAUUUUCAAGUCACACACACACCGGCGCUGUUCUCGUGCUCUACAAGCCUUAGUAACCUUAGCAUCGAAGGGGACGAAGCCAAAAAAGUGGACGGUGCAAUAGGUCAACAUUUGAAGGAUAACAGAGGCGAGCAGGGCACAUCUAAAGGUAUGGCGAUGACGAUAGCACCGUUGGUGGAUUCUGGUGCGCGCCCUCCGCCAGUACUUCCACAUCCAGCGACCCUCGUAACAAUGGGGUCUAAUGGCAUUGAAGGAGGAAACGUUUCCGAUGGAGAUUCGGACGCAGGAGGUGAUGACGAGCUGCUGGCUUCUUGCAUCAGCAUUGGCAUGAGCAGUGUGGUAGCUCGUAAUGCGACAACGAAAAAGAAUAAGUCCGUGACGGCCUCGAGAAUUUCGCCGCAGCUGCCAUUUCCAGCCGCGCCCGGAACGCCGGGCAACCAGAGCAGCGAACUCGAGAAGCAAGUACCGAACGGAGUGUUGCCUUCCGACCAGGUGCAUGGGCAAGGCAAUGAUUCGGACGAUAGUACUUCCGGGGGCAUGGCUGAAAACAGCGACCAGUUGGUCGAGGAGUGCAUAAGAACUGGAAUGUCGAAACCGAAGCAGCAGCCACCGGCAGAAGGCAAAUAUAAGCCUCCGGAUCGAGGUACGGACAGGAGGUCGUUGCCAUAUGAAAAUGAACACUUAUUCCGGAUGAUGCGAACGACAGCACUGCCAACAUUACUGGCCACUGAUGAGCUAAAUCCGUUUCACGUGGAAAAUAGUCCGUGCAAUUUUUCCAUCGCUUCCGGACUCUCCGAUCUGACAGUUGCUUCCGAGACAAAUACGGGUUUAAAGCUAGCCCAUUGCAGGAUGUUUGAUGUUUCGUUCUUAUCGAAAUUAUUUCUUCUCCCUAGAUUGGAAGAUAAUCAAGAACAUUCAACAUUGAGCGCUACGCACGAUUCAUUGAGCUCACUGUCACUGGAGUCCGACAAUGAUGAUCAUAUACUCGACGAAGCGAUUGCCGCAGGCAUCGGCUCUAAGGCCCAGCAUAGCGGAUCGCGUCUCCCGAUGAUGCAAGCAGCAGCCGGUCACAUAAAUAACUCUGCCGACGAUGCCGCCGAUGACGAUUCGAUGGAUUCGAUCGAUUCGAUAUUCGCCAACGAUCCACAAAACGAUUCGUUGCUCGAACAGGCCAUCGAGACGGGGAUGAAGGGUGGCAUGAUGACGGAAUAUGGACCGAUCACCGGGUACGAGUUUCAAGCCGGUAUGCUGUACGGUACCAUUUCGUACCAGCGCGAGCCGGAGCCAGCGGAAAGUUUGUCUGACCGGCACGAUGAUGAUUAUGAGCUGCUGGCUGAGUGCAUCCACGUCGGGAUGCAAGGAAAGUCCCGGACGUCUGGCACGAGUGGUACUGCAGUGACGCAGGAUUCGAACACACAGAAAGCUCCUGGUGGAGCAAGACGAUCGCAUAUCGCCCCCUAUUCUUCGUCGAGCUCCUAUCCUCCGCCGACGGCCAGUUGUGAAACCGUGCGCGUCAGAAAGUUCCAGAGGCCAAAAAACGUGCAAACUACGCCUGUGAUGUUAACGGUUGCCGGUGCCGCCGAAGCAUCAGCAGGCGUAGUAGAGCGCCAGGCAAGCUGGCAAACCACACAUCCACUCGGAACAUCGGCGAAAGUGAAGCCAGCGGUGGGACCGGUGGCGGCGUUAAGAUCGUCCACGAACAUACCGGCUCCUUCGCGACGCUAUCAGCCUACCGCUAUCAACAACAUCCGCAAUUCCGUCAGCAGCAACCACUGCAAGAGCACGGUGAACACCAGCACGAACGCCAUCAUAACCAUCAGCGGCAGCGGCUUGGAUCACGACAACAUCACCGUGCGCUUAUUACCGAGCAGCGAGUGGAUGAACUUACGGUACAACCGGCAAGUGCGGCUUCAUUCCGCCGCCAUUACCGCCACCAGUGGCAUACACGUGGCGCCGACGAGCGGCGGUCCGAAGGCAUCGGGCGACCGUUCGGCGUCGGUAGCGAAUGGGUGUGAGCAGGCUGAAAAACAGCCACAUACGGCGGUCGCGAUUGAAAAGCACAAAGAUCCAAAACAGAUGCUGCAAUCCGUCGAGCGUCUUACCGAGCGGCUGGUGUCUCGCACUCAAUACUUCCGCCCGGUAGCCGACGACGGUAACAGCGUAGCAAAGCAGAGCGAUGAUGGGAUGGAAAAGAGCGGGGGAGCGAGGACAGCAAUACCGAAGAAUGUAACCACCAGUCGACCAUCGAAACACCUCACCAAACUACCUAAACAACUUUCGCGUAGGUCAUCAGUGACCAAACCAGGCCAGAUAAGACACCGGCCUGCACUGUGCAUAGUGAAGACCGCUACCGCUGUUUCACGUCCUACUCCUACACCAUGUACCGGUCGCACUGCAGGUGCCACUACCAUCGAACCCAAACCAAAGCCAUCAACCGGAGAAGACCGUAAGCGGUAUGGUAACGUGUCAGCAGCAUCACCAACAUCGCAAAAACUUGACAAACUCUCUAUUCGUGAUACGAAAUUUACCACGACAACACAAGUGCUAAAAUCAAAACCUACGUUGGGUUCCGUGACUGACUCUGGCAAACGACGGCUUAGCGUUUCUGCCACAACAGUUAAUGUCGACCGGACGCGAGCAGCGUCUGCCUUGUUUGAAGAGAAAAGUAAACGCAAGUCAUUGGUUCCAGCUAUGUUAGCAACCACUUCAGCAUCCGUUAGUUCUAAACAUCGGCCCCCUACUCUGCCGGGAGAGGCUAUCUUCAAACGAAAGACGAACGCUACGCCCAUGGCAGCCAAAGCACGUCCCGCAAUUGGACCGGGGGAACAAGGCAGUCGCUCAAAACCGAAUAUGGCGGGAGAUAUAGGAUGUUCAGCGCUUGCUGCUCCGUUCGAAAAGACUAAGAACAAACUUCCAACAGCGAGUGGAGGAAUAGAUAACACGGAAGUGUCGGCCAAACUACGUCAACGAACUUUCGUAUUCGAUCGACCGAAGGUUGUAACAAACGGUCCGCACUUGCCCGUCUCAUCCUGGAUUCUAAAGCGUCGUGUUCCUACACCGGCUCAAUGCGGUGGUGUUGCUAACGCAGGAAGCGUAGUGACAGACACUCAUCGGCAAUCCAACCAGUCAAUAGCCGUCGUCGAACAUACGACGGCUACCGAACGGAUUCCCAAGAUGUCUCUCCCGAUGUACGGAAAUUUUUAAAUUCGAGCACAAACAGCCUAGCAGACAGAAUUCUUGCGGAUAAUAGCUAAAUUAUUUCCCCAUUACAUUUUCGUAAGUGCAUACUCUCUAAGAAAAUAAAAUCCCACCACGGUAAUGACACCUCAAAAUGGCAUGACUCGAGCAGGUUCUUUCCCAUAAGUCGGGAAAAACUGUACACUAUUGUUCAGCGUUUCCUUUCUGCAGUGAUGUUUUAAAUGAAUGAGUCGAGACAUCACACGGGUCCUGUACUGCCAUAUCUAACCUUCAUUACCAUUGUCCCCGCUCUUAUUGUGCGAUCAAACGCGGUGUUUCGAAUGCCCAACACAUGAUGUUUCGAUCAAGCAAUAUGAUACGUACAUAUACAAAAGCAUAUCCAAUUACACAUUAAAUUAUGUUAGUGAUGAGUAUGAGCCAUCUUCACCCAAAACUUGCUAACUCAAU